UGUUGACCCCGGCUUAUCUGCGGACGAACGGUCGACAAAAACCUACUUUACAUAUCGGUGUAGCACAAAGUUACUGUUGAAUUACGGCACUAGCGUGUCAUUGAAAUAGAAAAGACUUUGAUAUUCCACAUUUUCGACAUUAGUUACACAGUUAUGUUUCAGUUUAUUAGGCUGCAUAAAUUAGGAAUGUUGCAGCUUGUGCAGGCCAGCUAGCAUCAACUUUGGCUAAUAACGAUAGCUGGCGUGGCUUGUAUUUUAUGGUAACAAGAACUCUCUUAACACCUCUGAUGAGAAAAAGGAGGUAACAACGAAAAGGUUUGCAUCGGGAUACUGUUAUUGUAAAGAUGAACGGUCAGGGUGAACACACUGCUCCACUGAGGGUGCUGGUUACAGGGGGGUCCGGCUUGGUGGGCAGAGCCAUACAGCAUGUGGUUAGAGAGGAGGGGGGAGCCAAGGAGGGGGAAGAAUGGAUCUUCCUCUCAUCAAAAGAUGCCAACCUCAUGAACAUGGAUGAAACACGAGCAGUGUUUGAAAAACAUCGGCCGACCCACGUCAUUCACCUGGCUGCUAUGGUUGGGGGGCUUUUCAAGAACAUGAAAUACAACCUUGACUUUUGGAGAAACAAUAUCUACAUGAAUGAUAACGUGCUGCAGGCGUCAAAUGAAGUUGGAGCUGUCAAGGUUGUUUCUUGUCUCUCCACCUGCAUCUUUCCUGAUAAGACCACCUACCCUAUAGAUGAGACUAUGAUUCACGAUGGUCCACCUCAUGAUUCGAACUUUGGUUAUGCCUAUGCAAAGAGAAUGAUUGAUGUGGCUAACAGGGCUUAUUUCCAGCAGCACGGGCGCUGCUAUACAGCUGUGAUUCCUACAAAUGUGUUUGGUCCACAUGACAACUUCAGCAUUGAGGACGGUCAUGUGCUGCCAGGCCUCAUACACAAAGCUUACAUCGCCCAAAAGGAGGGGAAGCCCCUGGUGGUCUGGGGAUCCGGCACUCCCAGAAGACAGUUCAUUUACUCUUUGGACCUGGCUCGUCUCUUCCUGUGGGUCCUGAGAGAUUAUCCAGAAGUGGACCCAGUCAUUCUCUCAGUUGGAGAGGAAGAUGAAGUCUCCAUCAAAGAAGCGGCAGAAGCGGUUGUUGAAGCUCUGGACUUCAGAGGAGAAGUGGUUUUUGAUACGAGUAAAGCAGACGGUCAGUUCAAGAAGACGGCGAGCAAUGCAAAGCUGUGCCGCUACCGGCCAGACUUUACCUUCACACCCUUCAAGCAAGCUUUAAAGGAGACCUGUGAUUGGUUUGUCACAAACUAUGACUCAGCACGGAAGUGAAACCGCUGACGGUUGAAAGUCUGUCGAUCCGGGAGCAGUUCUGUUGGUGGAGGAAAGAAGAAGAGAAAGUGAUGGUGCUGCUGAGUGGGACAUGGUUAGAAGAAAAACAUGGAGGUUCAUCUGCACAGGCGCGAUGACUGUUACUGAAUGGAGUCAUGUCUGAACGUCUGAAGUCAGAUCUGCAACACUUACAAUGAUGUUUUAGAAGACUUGUUUCUUUUUAAGGAUUUUAAAGAAUUAUGUAAUUCUAGGCUUUGUAUUUUUCUACCUGUGUGUAGAACUUUCCACUUUCAGUAGUGAGACACGUUUGAAGUUUGAAUUGAAUGCUCUAACCUAUAAAUCAAGUGCUGGCACUAUCUGCUCAUUCAGAACUGUAUCUGUGUAGUGUACUGUUCAAUAUUUCAUUUCUGAAGAACCUUUCAUUUUGGAAAAGUUUGGGACGUUUUGAAUGACCUUGAUUGACUUUAUUUAAAGAAAAUAAAGAUUUAUGGUAUAUUUUGUUAAA
Labrus bergylta (ballan wrasse) is the source of this 1827-nucleotide messenger RNA. The record is from RefSeq and is a predicted model, not a curated record. NCBI's taxonomy places the organism in Eukaryota, Metazoa, Chordata, Actinopteri, Labriformes, Labridae.